Messenger RNA from Paramecium sonneborni, 809 nucleotides. NCBI's taxonomy places the organism in Eukaryota, Ciliophora, Oligohymenophorea, Peniculida, Parameciidae. The record is from the annotation of a GenBank genome assembly.
AUGUAAUAAAAACUUUCUAGAGCAUAGCUUGUUGCUCAUUAUCGAUAAAAGCCUUUUGAAUAAAUGCCUGAAACCUUUAAAACAUUAUGUUAAUAAUACCCAUAAGCUUUUAAAGCUUUAAGUCAAAAUCCAUAUUAAGCUCGUCCUAUACGUGGUUUUAAUCAAGGUUUACUUAAUUAUUCAAUUUAGAAAUUCUUGUUUAUUCAAGUAAUUGUGCUACUCCUCUCAAAACAGCUGGUGUAUAUUAAAGUGGUGGAGGUGAUUUAUUUAGAUUUGAUGAAUAAUAAAUUCUUACUCCUUAACCAAAAUAAUCUAAUACUUUUGAUUGGAGCUAACAAUAAUUAUAAAGCAUUAAAAAAGAAACUAUUUUUAGUAAAAGUACUCCUGGAUAGGCUAAUCAUUUACUUUCAAAAAUAUGGUAUUAUGUAGAUGAUUACUUAAAAGUUUAGGGUAUUAUUUUUUAUUUUUUUAUUUUAGGACCAUUUAGUUCUAUUUAAAUGGAUAAUUGGUAUCUCAAAGGAUAUUUUGAUGAUAUUUUAAGAAUUGGAUUUAAGCCUGAAAAUUCAGAAUGUUUUAUUAGAAUUCAUUAAUUGAAGACUUUAAAAUAAUCUAAAAAAGUUUUUAAACUCUUAAGAAGACUAUCUUGUCCUCCUACUUUAACUAUUUCAUAAGAGACUAAUUUCUAAUUAAAAUAAACAGUCUAAUAAUAAUAAUUAAUAUAAAAAUAAGAUUAAUAAUAACAAAUUGAAAUUCAAAAUUAAGAUAAUGCACCUACUUUAAGAGUACCUACUUUGAGAAAAAAAAAAUGA